CGACUUAAAGGGCCGACCCCUACCCAAUGUGGAUGCGGGUGUGACCAGCGCCUCAUCCAAUCGAAGAAGACAGUCAAUGGCAUCCAUGUUAGUGGGCCCAUCGCCCUCCCUCAUAUUCAUACAUGGCGAUUGACGAUAAAGUCGCUCCUGACCACCAUCAUCGCAUGUGCCCACUGGGCCCUCGCUGCUCUCACCGAGUCUACCCGCCCCGAAUCCACCUCUCCACCCAAUUAUGAUUUUUUCUUUCUUUUUAGUUUUUUUCGUCUGUGUAUGAUGUUUCGGAUCGGGUCAAUCUUGUGGGAGUGGAUACAGUAUCCAAACGCGCGGGUCUCGAUGCUGCCACCUGGAGUCCAGAUGCGAACCGCAGUCGGCUACAAAAGGCGCGACCCACCUCACCCUCCACCCUUUCUCUGUCUCUCUGCGCUCGCUAAGCAUUCUGCACCCUAACCUCGUCUCUCGGCCUCCUAUCUGAGGCGAGUGCUCUCUCUCCUCUGCUAUGGCCUCAACCACCCAAGCAUGCCUUCUCCUUCAAAAGCAGCUCAGAGAUCUUUGCAAAAGACCGGUGGACGGCUUCUCGGCAGGGCUGGUUGAUGAGAGCAAUGUGUUUGAAUGGAGCGUCUCCAUUAUUGGACCUCCUGAUACCCUUUACGAUGGGGGCUUUUUCAAUGCUAUUAUGAGUUUUCCACCCAAUUAUCCCAACAGUCCUCCAUCAGUGAGGUUUACCUCGGAUAUGUGGCAUCCUAAUGUUUAUCCUGAUGGACGAGUUUGCAUAUCAAUUUUACAUCCUCCUGGUGAGGACCCAAAUGGCUAUGAGCUUGCAAGUGAGCGUUGGACACCUGUCCACACGGUUGAAAGCAUAGUUUUGAGUAUCAUAUCAAUGCUUUCAAGUCCAAAUGAUGAAUCUCCUGCAAAUAUUGAAGCUGCUAAAGAAUGGAGAGAGAAGAGAGACGAAUUCAAGAAGAAAGUCAGCCGUUGUGUGAGGAAGUCACAAGAGAUGUUAUGAUUCAUCACUACUGUCUCUGCUAGUGCCGGUAACCUCCUUGUUCGUGGGAAUUUUCAUAGUUGUAGCAAGGGAGGUCUGCCUAGUCAUCAGGUGAUGCACAAUGUUCAGAGUUUGAGGUUAUAUACCCAUCUCUCACCCUCCUCUUUUGCUUGUCAAUGGAUACAUCAAGUUGUAGCAACUAUUAUAUCCUUUUUUUUAUCAGCAGAGUUAUCUAUUAGUCAUAACUUGUGCUGGCUGUAUUGAAACAGGUUUCAUUAGCAUUUGGGCAAACUGGCUGACUUCUUGGGUUCACAAUCUGGUUUCUGAAACUUGUGAUUUCUCUUUUUUGUUGCUUGGGUCAAGUUUGGGAUUUCACCCGCUUUUCUAUUUAAGAAAUGCUAUGCCGAGCUGAUUUACAUAUUUACACUGCAUGUUUGGUAUCAAUGAAUACGCCUUUGUUUUUUCUUUC
This is a messenger RNA of Vitis vinifera (wine grape), 1451 nucleotides long. Its product is annotated as ubiquitin-conjugating enzyme E2 13. NCBI's taxonomy places the organism in Eukaryota, Viridiplantae, Streptophyta, Magnoliopsida, Vitales, Vitaceae. Gene Ontology annotation, biological process: ubiquitin-dependent protein catabolic process; protein polyubiquitination. The record is from RefSeq and is a predicted model, not a curated record. Gene Ontology annotation, molecular function: ubiquitin conjugating enzyme activity. The transcript is spliced from 6 exons. Bases 497 to 1003 code for a protein of 168 amino acids.